Molecule: messenger RNA, 3893 nt
Organism: Chelonia mydas (Green sea turtle)
Lineage: Eukaryota; Metazoa; Chordata; Testudines; Cheloniidae
Gene: THAP4
Product: THAP domain containing 4
Exons: 6
Coding region: 136-1905 (589 amino acids)
Source: RefSeq, a predicted model, not a curated record
AUCGUACUGAAACCCCUGUUCCAGGGAAGGGGGGCAGCUGAGGUGACCUGGCUCCGCCAUCUUGUUGUACGGCUGGCCUCGGCCCCUGUGUUGGGAGGGGUGAGGGGAGUGGGGGGAAGGGCCAACCGGCCGGAGAUGGUGAUCUGCUGCGCGGCGGUGAAUUGCUCUAACCGGCAGGGGAAGGUGCAUAGAGGAGCCGUCUCCUUCCACAGAUUCCCUCUAAAGGACUCAAAACGUCUGAUCCAGUGGUUAAAAGCAGUUCAAAGGGACAACUGGACUCCCACCAAGUACUCCUUUCUCUGCAGUGAGCAUUUCACCAAAGAUAGUUUCUCCAAACGGCUGGAAGAUCAGCAUCGGCUACUCAAGCCAACAGCUGUGCCAACUAUCUUCCAGCUCACAGAGAAGAAAGACGACAACCAAGAUUAUGUCAAAAGUAGAAUUAAAAUAGCAAGCCAAAUACCUGCAAGGGAUGGAGAUCAACCAAGGGAAGGAGGCUGUGAGGUAGUUGAGAGAACCUCAUAUUCUGACCAAGACUUUAUGAUGAUGCAAGGGACUAAAGAGAUGGAGCAGGUGACUCUGCAAACUGAAAUUGGGUCAAUGUCUGAGCAAGGAGAGAAUGUCUGUGGGCAGUUGGAAGGGCCUCUGAGAAGGAUGUUAGUUGAUAAUUUAGUCACAAAGACAGGACUCCAGAAAAAGCCGGAAAGACCAUCUGUGGAUGAUUGUUCUGGAAGCACAGUCCAUACUGAGAGCUGGAUAACAGAUAGAAGUGGUAUAUCAAUUGAUGACUUCACACCUCCAGUUUCUGGGGCUUGCAAAUUUAUUGGCUCCCUCCACUCUUACAGCUUUUCCUCUAAGCACACCAGAGAGAAGCCAUCUUUCCCAAAAGAGCAACUUGAGAAGAAAAGGCCAAAGAGAGAUGUGGAACCAAGCUGCAGUAGCAACAUCAUGGGGCACAAUAAGACCUUAGCAGAAAGCUCCCCUAAUUCAUCACUUACUGCAACCCCUCAGAAACCUUCCCAGAGUUUGUCAGCAUCCCCUGCAGACCUUACCCCUCAGCCAGCAACAGAGGCUGUGGUAGGUCAGAAGGGAGAGACAGAUGCCAACCCCAUGUCAAUCAAUGAGGUCAUCAUCUCAGCCUCAGGAGCUUGCAAGCUCAUUGACUCCCUCCAUUCGUACUGUUUCUCCUCUAGGCAAAGCAAAAACGAAGUGUGCUGCUUACGGGAGCAGGUGGAGAAAAAGAAUGGAGAGCUGAAGCUGUUGAGGCAGAGAAUCAGCCGCUCUGACAGCCAAGUCAAGAAGCUGAAGGAGAAGCUGGAUGAACUAGAGAAGAUCAGUUUCCCAUACUUGAACAGUCUGCUGUCCCAGGACUGUGAGACCCCCCAGCUAAACCCUGUGAUUGAGCCUCUGUCCUGGAUGCUGGGCACCUGGCUGUCAGACCCACCGGGAGAUGGUGACUUCCCUACAAUGAAGCCCUUUCAGUACCUGGAAGAGGUGCGCAUCUCUCACGUGGGGCAGCCCAUGCUGAACUUUUCGUUUAAUGCUUUCCAUCCAGACACAAGGAAGCCAAUGCACAGAGAAUGUGGAUUCAUCCGCCUCAAACCUGACACUAACAAGGUGGCCUUCAUCAGUGCCCAGAACACAGGUCUUGUGGAGGUGGAGGAAGGGGAAGUGAACGGACAGGAGCUGUCUAUAGCUUCUCACUCUAUAGCCAGGAUCUCCUUUGCUAAGAAGCCCCAUGUGGAGCAGCAAGAAGUCCUACAGCCUAACACAGCUCACCUCACCCCUAUGAUAACAUGGAUGUUGUAUGUUACCCCGCACACAUUAUCCCUAUCACUUGUUAAACCUCAGCCGCUCACUCCCAGGCCAACAGACUUCCUCAGAUCUAUCAGACCAGGAUCCUCUUGAAGGGAGCAGCUGCCUUUGGAGCACAAUGGAAAACUCUGUGUCUGUGAGAACGUGUAUAUUUUUACAUUGUCAUUCUUACCCUCCCUCCAAAUCCACCUUUUCUAUGGCCCCCUGUUAAUCCUAGGGACUAGGACAGAGCAGGAGGGAAUUAUAGCCCACAUUGUCAGAAACAUGGAACAUACAGUUCUGCUGCGGAGGCAGCUGCCCCCUCUACUACUGGCUGCUUCCAUUCUCUGAUGGAGCUGAACUUUUCUUGGUAGAGAUAAGUAAGGUUUUUUUAAAUUAGGGCAGUAACUGUUUGUGUUAAAGAGUCGCUUUUGAAAAGUGGCAUAUGUCCAAGGUAUUUUGAAAGUGUGCAUAUGGGUGCAGUUUGGAGCUUCAGGGGACUGUGCUUCUUUAGCUAGAUGGGGAUAAAAAAUGGUGAGACUGGCAGAGCCAAAUGUCAAAUUUACAAAAGGCAUCAUUUAAAAAACCUUUCCUCUGCAAAAGAGCCUGAAUAUUUGACUCUAAAAAUUAUGGAAAAUUCCACUGUCCUCAGUAAAGAGAUUGUAUUAAAUUGGGGCCCAUUGUUAAAUCCUUAAGGAGAGAAAUAUCAGGAUUAAAUCCUGCUUUAACUACAGAUCUCAACACAGUCCUAACUCUGGAGUCACAACCAAUGCCUCCAUCAUAACAAAUGUUCCUGUUAUGUUUGGUGUCUCUGAUGCUGAACCACUCUGAGAUGAUAAUGUAAAUAAAGCCAUUAGAAGAAGGACAAAUGUUUUUCAAGCUGUUUGUUUUUAAAAGCAAGAAGGAGUUUGAUCUAAAUCUUGGAGUCUGUAGAUAUAAAUAUAUACAGCUGACAACAGCAUCUCAUUAAGAUAUAUAUCUUUUGGAAAGUAUUUUGUACAGUAUGGUCCAAAAUUGUGGAUCCAUUGGGAAACUUUUUGACUGUAACACUUUGCAUUUUCAGUUCUUCCUUUCAGUUGAAUGCACCACAUGUAAUGAAUUUUUAAAUUUGACUAGUUGAUCGCAUUAAAUGUAACCACUUGGCAGAGCUAUCAGACUGAGCUCCCUCAGUCCCUGAGACUUCAUUUCCGCUAAUCUCUGGGACUGUGUUCACCAUGAGAAGGAGCAAAGGGGGCCAAGUAACAUAAACAAAUCUUGUGGAUGACGUGCAGAAAAUCUGCACUGAAAUAAGUCAAAGGGCCAAACUGCUGAGCGUGUGGAGUCUAUGCCAAGAUACUUUCAGGCACCGCUGAUUACUCAGGGCAGUCCUGUGCACUUAUAUGUGGGGUCAUAUGAUCACUUCUAUGCAAGGCUCCAUAUAUUCCACCUCUUGCUGCAGAAUUGUGCUCCAGGAUCAAAGCUUUCAAAAUGAUGGGCCUGAUUCUCUACUCUCUUGCACCAGUUUUAUGCUGGUGUAGCUCACUGACUUGAAGGAAGCCUUUACGGUACCUUGAAGAUGUAAACCAAUACAGUGCAUCUUCCUGAGUCUGCUUACAUUCUGAAACAAUAGCUCUGAGAAAUGUAAACUGCCCUGUUCAACUCGAUGGGUUAAAUCUCUGAUCUAAGCCUGUCUUUACUAGGGAUAUUUGUGGCAGUGUAGCUACAGCAGUGCCAGGUCCCCAUAUAUAUGCUCUGCACUGAUGUGGCUUACCCCAUAUUACACCAGCGACACCACUACAAAUGAGAUGAGUGAAGUGUCAAUAUUAACUAGUUCACUGCUGAUCAUUUUAGCAGAAGAUAAUGUGUUUAAUCCCAAAGGCCCAGCUCCUCAAAGGGAUUUAGGUUUCUAAUUUAAGAUUCUAAAUAUCUCUGAGGAGCUGGGCCAGACUGCUUCCCCCUCAGCUGCCCAAACGUCCAGCUUCCCCCUGAUAAUUUCUUCAGUGCAAUUAAUCUUGGUCAACACAAAACUUUUGGACAUACUGAAAGCUGCCAGUGUGUGAAUCUGAUGUCAAAAUAACUAACCUAAGGAGCUGCUGUACUGAUUGUAUUAUUAACUCUCUUAA